AUGUCAGCUGCACGCUACUGUAUCGAUGUCAAUACCAACAUCUACACGAGCUUGUCAACACACGGUGCCGUUUAUUCACCCGGAGGUGGUGGCGUUUAUGGAGAUGCGUCACCGAAGGAUGCUGGUGGGGAUCCAGUGUUUGCUGUGCUGCCGAGCCAGGACGUCAAUCCGGACUACUAUACGACGCAGACGGUGUAUGGAUUUCUCGAUUUUACCACCACCAUCGGCAAUACGGUGAUGAUAUUUUCACCACAAAGUGCCGCACCGGUUGUGACAGAACCACCAAAAACGACGGCUCCACCACCGCCAGUCAUUGAGACGACUCCAACCACCACCACUACCACAGAGGAAGUGGUUCGAGAGAUUAAGCCGAGCAAAACGGUCGUACUGCCGGUACAGCCGAAAGAGAAGGUCAGCAUCGUGCAGGUACUACCGGAAACUCCAAAACCUCCUACAGUGAAACCGAUCGGCCCACUCAAGUUCGUCCCAAAAGCCGUUCCGAAGGUUGCUAUAAAACCGAUCCUAAAACCCAAACCGAAAAUCGUCGAAGUGGCUCCAGUUAAGGCAGAAACCGUGCCGCAACAGGAACAACCUCAACCGGAUCGGUUUAUCGUUAAGCCAGUUCCAAAAUCUGUUAUCAUUAAACCAGUAGCACCACUGGUGAAGGUGGUAGCCACGAAAGUGGAACCGUCGACAACGACGACUGAGUCGUCUCCCGAAAUUGAGUCAGAAGAGGAACAGUCGGAAGAGUUUGAACCAGAUCAGGAACAGGAACAGGAACCACAGGAGGAAGAGGAGCAUGAGGAGGUACAUGACGAGGAAGACGAUGAGGAAGAAGAGGAACCAAAAGAUCAGCAGGAGCCGCAGGAAGUGAAUCCGAUCGCGAAGGUAGUGGAGACUCUAGAAUCGAUUGAACCGGUACAGGAGACGGAGAAACCCAAGGCGCUCGUUGUUGAGGCUGUCAAACCAGUGACUGCCGCGACUGUUACAACGACGACAGAGGAACCUGUGGCAGUGGUAGCUGCUGCCGAGGAUCAGCACGAAGAGCACUCGCCGAUAAUGUUCUCCAACAUUUCGGAAGAUGAAGUGAAACCUGCUGCUGAGGUGAAGAAUGUCCAGAGCGAGAGUAGUACUCCGGUGGCUGUAGCUGCAGAACAUCAGCGCAAUGAAGAAGCCCCGGAAGAGGAAACCAACGCCGACGAGGACGAAGAUGAGGAGGAAGAGGAAGACGACGAUCCAGUACCAGUGUUGCAGAUUGGCAACAACAUCGGUGAACCGGAGUACGAUUUUCUUUCGCGCCAACCAUCCGAGUUCGUGGAAGAAACGUUCCGCGUCGUCAAUUUGCGGCCAACGGCAGCGGGUUCGCAACCAGCAGGCGCCACCGCCCAAGCAGCAGCACCGCGCGAGAAGUCGGCCAAACCGAAGCGAGGUAAUAAGGGCAGAACCCAUCCAACCGGCCUGGUGACGACGCUCGGUGGCACCGUGGUUAAGGAGGGCGUUACCACCGUCCACGAGACCAGCGUGAUCGGCACCUACAUUUCAGGAAAGUAUGCGCAGGUCCUACAAAGCACCUCUCAUGUCAUUCAAGGUAACCAAGGUGGAGCGGCAGCGAACGGCAACGGUGCAGCGGGGGCCAAUCAGGCCGCCGAUGGCCGACGGCCCAAGCUGAACCCGAGCUCAACGCUGCGCAUCCUGAAGACGGCGGCACCGGCACUCAACAAGACGCCACGGUACAGCCCGGAGGCGGCAUCGAUCAUUACGCCGUCGCCAGCAACGCAUGCGCUCGAGGAUACCGGGCUGCCGCUGGAGAACCUGUUCGCCAGCCAGCCUAGCUCGAGCUUGGUGCGACCGUCUCGCCGUCUACCCGGUAGCGCUAGCGGUAACUUCAAGAACCGUCUGAAGAACCGCAUCACCAAGGACGAGAACGAUCUGCAGGAGCAGGGUGGUGAUAGCGAGGUCGUUACUCCGCAAGCCACUGUGACGCCUCAGCCCACCUACGGCAAGAAACCGGGCAACCGUUACCGCAACACACAAAUCGUUAAGCCCGUCGGCAAGAAUACAAGAUUUAACCGUUACUCUACAUCUAGCGUGGAGGUGGCCACGGUAUCCGUUUAUAGUGAGCCGAAUCCGACGCCCGGCUCGGGCUAUCAGAACCGGCGCAAUAAAUCCUCACGUAACGGUUUCAAACCAACAUCAUCCCACAGCGUGUCGACGGUACAGCAGCAGCAACAGGAUGCGGCGACCAGGCGAUCGUUCAAACCGAAACCACAGCCGUCCGCUCCGCAGGAUCAGGAACCGGGUCAGACCACCAGUUUGUACAAAUUUAAGCUGAACCGAUCGCCGGGCCGCUGGCAGUACAAGUCGCCCGCUAAGCCGACGGUUGCGAUCAGGAAGCAGAGCGCGGUCAAGCCCAAGGAUCAGGUACUGGAAAAUCUCACGACCGCACCGAUUUCCGACACAUCCGUACAGUAUAAUGAUAUUGCGCAGUCGCCCGAACAUGCGGAAAAGGUGGACACGGAUGCGGACCUGGACCAGUCCGGCUCGGUGCAUGGGAAUGUGCUGAAUGAUGCGGAGAACGACAACCAGAUCGAGCGCCGCUACCCGAUCGAGACGCUGAAGGUGGAGAUAUCGACGCCAGCGGAUUUUCGUGAUACGUACUACGAGAUUGCGACCAUUAAGUCACCAUACACCUUCCAGGUGGGAACAGUAAAGAACACACGCUACAUUACGGUUACCUCAACGAUCGAGAAGGUUUUAGAGCAGGAGACGGCCACCAUCACACCUUCGCUGACGGAACCAUUGACCGAAAACAUUUUGGCCACUACGACGCACAUCGAUAAGGAGAGUAAUCUGCUGGACUCGAGCAUUGCCACACUGCCACCGAUUGCGCUCGGCAUUGACACGGAAACACCUCCCCUUGAGACGCUGACGGAAACAUUCAGCACUACGCAGGCAAUGCUUAAGACGCACAUUUUACCCGUGAUUCGAGACGGUGACACCACGAGCUACACGCUCAUCCAGACGUACCAUGUCACGCGCCUGGUGACCGCCACCAAGACACUACCCCCGAUGGAGUUGUAUCACUUCGUACCGUCGCGUACACUGAACGAGUUCAAUAGCCGAUUGGACGAGGCUGGUUCGGAGCUUCAUCUGGAGCUGGAGUUUGGUGAUGAUAACGAGAACGAUGACGAAGAUAAGCCUAAGCGCGAACGACUACCUUCGGAUUUGGAUCUCUCGAGCAUCGGAUCCGAUUUUGAUCUGUCCGAGGUGGACAAGACAAACAUCCCGGAAAAUAUCCGACCGAAGAAGAAGAUCUCGGGAAGCAAUAAGGAGAACCGAGUUACCACCGAGGCACCUGUUACGACACCUGCUCUGACGCCCGAUCAGUUACAGCAACUUGCGCUUCUUCGUCUGCUCAAUCCGGCCGCUGCCGCUCAGAUUCCCUCGGUAAUAACCUCCUCCAAACCGGUGAUCAAGCUCGAAACCGUAUAUGAAUCGCAUGUACUCCCCAUCAUCAAUGGAGCGAACACGAUCCUAAGCACAAUUUCUCGCCCAAUCGGAACAAUCACCAAAACCAGCUACGAAGUUGUAACAACUACACUGCCUACUCUCCCAAUACCACCAAUCCCGCAACUGAACCCACUGCUGAUCCAGCAGCAGCAACAGCAGCAGCAGCAGCAACAGUUGCAGAUCCAAUCGACACCAGUCGUCACGCAGACGAUCGUCACCGAGACGAACAGUAAGGUGUUGAAGCUAACGUUCGGCGCCAAGACGGCCUAUACUACACUCUACUCGACGACAGUUGUCCCGACGGUGCUGACCACCUACCUUACCCAGUCGGUGUCCGUGCAACCAACGGCAGCCGCUGCAUUCCCCGGGUUCUUCCCGAAUCCUUACGCACCGUUCCCGUUCGUCGGCUAA
Molecule: messenger RNA, 3921 nt
Organism: Anopheles marshallii
Lineage: Eukaryota; Metazoa; Arthropoda; Insecta; Diptera; Culicidae
Product: proteoglycan 4
Exons: 5
Coding region: 1-3921 (1306 amino acids)
Source: RefSeq, a predicted model, not a curated record